Closterium sp. Naga37s-1 is the source of this 1444-nucleotide messenger RNA. Lineage: Eukaryota; Viridiplantae; Streptophyta; Zygnematophyceae; Desmidiales; Closteriaceae. The record is from the annotation of a GenBank genome assembly.
GGGCCUGGCAGCAAAGGACCCUUGGGGUGAGGCGCGGUUCGUCUGGCCGCUCCUCUUCUCAUACGUGGCUGACUACCCAGAGACAUGCAAAGUCAGCUGCACGCGGGAGCAUCAGAGCGACGUACCGUGCUCAAUCUGUUAUGUCGAGCAGGAUCACCUGCGAAACAUGCAAGCCGGUCCAUCGGCGCCUCGCACCGUCGACCAGCAGAAAGCCCUGCUGUCCGACCCCGCGGAAGCAGAGAAGUACUCCACUCUGCUUAUCGAUUCGGUGCUCUGUGGCUGGAAUUUUGCGGGAACUCCUUGGGGGAACACGUUUUUGUCGCUAAUGCCAGACAUUCUUCACGUCUUCUACAUUGAUUUCUGGAUCUACAUCCGCGCUGCACUGCGUGGCGGUGACGCUCGUGCGGCAUUGGCAGAUGAGCGAAUGGAGACUCUAUACCCUGGAGCUAGGCUGGCUGGGCUGAACCAACCAGGGACGGGGUCGCACUGGUCCUCUGGUGCGAACUUCACCGCCACCGAGCACGCCGGGGUCAUGAUGGUGGCGCCGUUCGCCCUAGAGGCCGAGGGCAGCAUUAUCAGCAGGAGGGCGCUUGUAGCUGUUCUGGACUGGCACGAGACCCACCUGCGUGCGCCGUAUCACACUGACUUUUCGCUGGCGGAAUUUGAUGCUGCUACUCGAAGGAUGGUCGCGCUCGUGGAGAGUACUUUCCCUCGUACCAGCCGAUGUGGAUGGAACUUGAUAAAGGUGCAUCUUUUGCUGCAUAUUACGGAGGCGAUCAGGAGAGCCGGCCUGCCGCGCGAGUUCUCGGCAGCGGUAUACGAGAAUGCGCAUAUUCGCACAUGCAAGAUCCCGUACCGGGCAUCGAACCGCCGGCAGCACGGCACGCAGAUCGUGGCUCACAACGCCACGGCAGCGCUGCUGAACACCAUCCCCAGCAAUGUGGCCCCGGCAGGGCGAUACAACACUGCACUGCGGCGCGCCAUCUCCACAGAGUCCCCUCAGCUCAUCAGGAAGCGGACUCGCAUGCUGGGGCGGAGCUGGACACCGACUGGGCCCCCUGACAUUUUUUCGGCAUACGAUGCCGCUCUGGAGGACGGUGUCGGUCCCUAUGCAUUUGUCAUGCGAGAGCACGGCCUGCGCCCCUUCCCUGUGUGGGUGCACCGUGCGAUGGCGCUGCCGCCUUUGGAGCUGGACCAUACCGUCAUCAUGGCUCACUACGUGCACGCGACACCUACGCUGCACGGUGAGCCAGCGUUCUCGUUCGUCGAGUUCCUGGACGGGGAUGACGAGGUGGCGCAUGGCCGGGUCCACAUGCUGAUCUCCAUGGACGGUGCGGCCAUUCGCGAGGAUGGCGCGGCCUAUGAGGUGGCCUUCAUUCGCAAGUGGCUGCCAGAGCAUGAGGACGAGUGCACAGGCUGCAUGGUGAUGAGGCCCGGAUUCUAA